AUGUCCUUGAACAUCAACCUCACUUUUCUCGGUACAACCAGCGGAGGAGGCCCAUCAGAAUCGAGGAACUGCUCCAGCCUCGUUGUCGACCCUCUCGGAGAUGGUUCACUGUGGAGUACGUACCUGGUUGACUGUGCGGAGGGAACCGUGCGCCAGUUCGCACAGCAGCCGCAGAGGGGAGACUACCGCAAGCUUCGGAUAAGCCAGGUCUCCAAGAUUUUCAUCACGCAUAUGCACGCCGACCACUGUAUGGGUGUCCUCACCGUGCUCCGCAACGCGCUCGGUAUCCCCAAGCCUCCCAGUGCCAUGUCUCCAGACGCGCCACUCCCGAACACCUUCGCGCCCCGCGUGGAGAUAUUUGGACCUCGCGGCCUGCGCCGAAUGCUCCGCACGCUUUGGCAUCUUACGCACACGCACAGCGAGCACGCGUUUGUAGUGCACGAACUGCUUUUCGUCGGGGAAACGCCAUCUGUAGCGGCAGACGUGUCCCAGGGAGCGGACGUCGACGAAGCGAACGUGCGGCGUGAAAGCGAGUGCGUUGGCCGGGAUUUUUGGUGCGACGCGCAGGGCUUUUGGCGCGGGAUAAUCGAGGUGCCCGCCACACGCCACAGACAGGGCGUGCUCGUCGACGCGGGCCCUAUUGAGCAUCGAGACCCAUGUAUCGGCUACAUUUUUCGCGAGCUCUCGCAAUUCGCGCUGUCCCCGAACUCACCACUCCCGCGCAAGCUCGUCAUUCUCGGGGACACAUACGACCCCUCCCCACUUAUCCCGCUCAUCCACUCCGACCCGCCCUUCGCAGACGGGCUCCCAGAUCUUGCUGCUGAACUACGUCUCGACCCCGCUGAAGUUGGAGAGGUGCGCGUGCCGGUGUCGCUGCUCAUCCACGAGGCGACGGACGCGUACCUGCCGCCGAACGUGGACCAAUACGAGCGUACGGGCCGCAACAGAACGGAGGCGAUCGUGGAGGCGAAGACGCGCGAUCGCGGGCACAGCACCCCUGCCAUGGCAGGCGCGUUCGCGAAGCGGAUCGGCGCGGAGCGUCUCGUACUGAACCACAUCGGCGCUCGGUUCCCGGCACCAAACAUGCACUCCGCGACGAACAGCGGGACGGAGAAGUUCCGGCACUCGUGCAUGCGCGAGAUCGAGCGGCAGGCGAAAGGGACAUGGUGCCCGCCACAGCGCGUGUUCGCGCAGGCAGCCUGGGACUUCCUCCAGCUCACGAUCCCCACCAACUUCCCGCGCGCCGCCGCAGACGUCGGAGGCACGGCGGCGGAGCCGAUUGAGAUCGACGCAGACGCGGGGCCGUCGACGCAGGCGGACCAGAGGCAUGGUCAGCGCGCGCGAUGGGACCGCGAUCCCGAGCGGGGACAGCAGGACCGGAAACGCGAUCGUGAGUGGAGCUCGGGGCGGGGCGAGGGUCCGAGUGGAAGUAGGGGCGGCGGCGAUGGCGGACGUGGAGGGUAUGAUUCGAGAGAGAGGUAUGGUUCAUCGAGCGGUAGGGGCGGUGGCGGUGGCGGUGGACAUAGGGGUGGAUAUGGCGGCGGCAGAGGCGGUGGAAGAGACGGAAACGACUACAAGAGAGCAAGAGGGCGGGGUGGAGGGAGCUAGGAGGCUCCAUUGGAAGUCGUUCCGCGGGUUUUCUUGAGGUGCGGUCGUUGGAACAUCAGCGUUUUCAUACCCUCAUGUAUCACGUCUCUAUCAGGUUCGCGAUUUCGAGCUAGUUGGCUCGAGUUCUUGUAAGUUUG
Molecule: messenger RNA, 1745 nt
Organism: Trametes versicolor FP-101664 SS1
Lineage: Eukaryota; Fungi; Basidiomycota; Agaricomycetes; Polyporales; Polyporaceae
Exons: 5
Coding region: 1-1608 (535 amino acids)
Cellular component (GO): nucleus
Molecular function (GO): 3'-tRNA processing endoribonuclease activity
Source: RefSeq, a predicted model, not a curated record